Uncinocarpus reesii 1704 is the source of this 1257-nucleotide messenger RNA. RefSeq lists its product as uncharacterized. The record is from RefSeq and is a predicted model, not a curated record. NCBI's taxonomy places the organism in Eukaryota, Fungi, Ascomycota, Eurotiomycetes, Onygenales, Onygenaceae. Gene Ontology annotation, molecular function: protein binding. The transcript has 3 exons. The coding region runs from base 1 to 1257 and encodes 418 amino acids.
AUGGAUAUUUCUGUUCAAACUCCAAGUUCUUUGUUUACUUUAUUCCUCGAUCAACCGCCCAGUUGUUUGGAAUUCUGUCCAACGGCUCCCGACCAUCUCCUCAUCUCCACCUAUCUCCUCAAUGAGGUCCCAGAAGAAGGAUCACCAGCUCCGACACAAGUCCGCACGGGGAGCCUGCAGCUUUUCAAAUUGGACACGCAUUCAUGUCAACUUUCCCCGGUACAGAGCUUGCCUUUAGAUUCGGCAGUUUUCGACUUUCAGUUCUCGCCGCGAGAUCCCAGCUUAUUUGCUGUUGCAUUAAGCAAAUCGGUGGUAUCGCUCUAUCGGAUAGAAAUAUCCAAUGAUGAGCUGAACCUCUCUGCGAGGAUAGUAUUUGUCCGCUCCAUAAAUAUCCAUGAGGACGCAGCUCAGCUUGCGCUAUGUCUUGCCUGGAUUCCAACGGGAAGCCGCCAGCAGAAUAAAGAAGACACCCCGGAUAUCAAAGAUGGCUUUGCAGUUUCAUUUUCAGACGGGAGAGUUUCGGUAUUUUACACCAAAUCAGACAUCGGGACCCAUGAUGAUGCCAAACUGUCUGAGAUUCAACUCGGAGGCUUUCCCAUUGAGUCGACUGGGGAUGAACAACUUCCCGUUUUAUUUGCCGGCAACGACAUGCAUCAUAUCCGCGGGGCCACUUUGACUGAGAUGGACUGCACCGACGAUGUAUCCUCUCGUUCAUGGCAACUAGAUGACCGUGGUCGACAUCAUGACGCGGGCGUUACGGCGAUUCUCCCGCUCUUCGCUGAUGAGACCGGCAUCAUUAUCCUGACGGGAAGCUAUGACGAAAAUAUCCGGGUUUAUCACUUCAAAGGUCGAGCCGAAGUCCUAGCUUCCAAGAAUCUAGGCGGAGGAGUCUGGCGGCUCAGACUAAUUCAAAUCGAGGAUUCACAAGCUACGGAUAUUCGUUCUCGUCAUUAUCAGUCGGACUUGGACCUGAGACGUAGCUACCUAAUCUUAGCCAGCUGUAUGCAUGGUGGAGCCAGGCUGCUCCGGGUAAGCUAUUUUGCUAGCAGAGGAAAUUCCCAGGAUGGAGAAGGGAAGUGGGAGAUCAACUUGCUCGCUGAGUUCAAAGAACACCAGAGUAUGAACUAUGCGUCAGACUUUUACAGAGGUGGACAAAAGGGAGACGGGCCGGAAAACUCGGCAGAAGAGUGCCCAGUGCUUUGUGUGACGAGCAGCUUCUACGAUAAAAGAGUCUGUGUAUGGAAAGCCAAUAUCUGA